AUGGCCGCGCAGUCCUUCCUCCUCGCCGCCACUGCCGCCGCCAGGUCCCCCGCGGUCUUCGCCGCUCCCUAUUCCUCCGCACGCCCUUUCCACUCGGUCCACUUCGUCGCCGGCCCGUGGGGCGCCGCCGCCGCCAGGGCGCUCGUCGUCGCGGACGCCACUAAGAAGGCCGUAGCCGUCCUCAAGGGCGCGUCUGAGGUCGAGGGCGUGGUCACGCUCACGCAGGACGACGAUGGACCUACAACUGUGAAUGUCCGUAUCACUGGACUUACCCCUGGACUUCAUGGCUUCCACCUCCACGAGUUUGGUGAUACUACCAAUGGGUGCAUAUCGACAGGACCACAUUUUAAUCCAAACAAUCUGACGCACGGUGCACCAGAAGACGAAGUCCGUCAUGCGGGUGACCUGGGAAACAUUGUUGCAAAUGCUGAGGGCAUAGCCGAGGCAACCAUUGUUGAUACCCAGAUUCCUUUGACUGGCCCAAAUUCAGUUGUUGGGAGAGCAUUUGUGGUUCAUGAGCUUGAAGAUGAUUUGGGGAAAGGGGGCCAUGAGCUCAGCCUCUCUACUGGAAAUGCUGGUGGAAGACUGGCAUGUGGUGUUGUUGGCCUGACUCCAUUGUAGGUUGCUCGCCGGGUGCCCGGGUUGCAGUUGCAGCUACGCUGUUACAUCCUUGCCUUGGUGGACUUUUGUCUUCAAUCGUGUUAUUGGGACAGUGACCUUUUUGUAUUACUUGGAUUCAUUCCAUGCAUGUGGUAUGGUGCGUAAUAGCCUUUGCAGGUCGACUGUAUAAAAAGCAAUAUUUAGUUGAGGAAAUAAGUGUUGCCACAUAUCCAAAUCGAUCUAUGAAGCACUAUGAACAUCAAAUGUUAUUUUGAUUUUGUUUUAA
Molecule: messenger RNA, 886 nt
Organism: Zea mays
Lineage: Eukaryota; Viridiplantae; Streptophyta; Magnoliopsida; Poales; Poaceae
Product: Superoxide dismutase
Exons: 8
Coding region: 1-621 (206 amino acids)
Biological process (GO): superoxide metabolic process
Molecular function (GO): copper ion binding
Source: RefSeq, marked provisional